Molecule: messenger RNA, 789 nt
Organism: Morone saxatilis (striped sea-bass)
Lineage: Eukaryota; Metazoa; Chordata; Actinopteri; Moronidae
Product: nebulette-like
Exons: 8
Coding region: 1-789 (262 amino acids)
Biological process (GO): cardiac muscle thin filament assembly
Cellular component (GO): Z disc
Molecular function (GO): actin filament binding
Source: RefSeq, a predicted model, not a curated record
AUGGAUAAGUUCUAUAAGGAGAAGUUUAAUCGAGAGAAGGGGAAGUCCAGCUACACCAACAUGAAAACCCUGCCGGAGGUGGAGCACGCCAUGGAGGUCAACAAGAACCAGAGCGAUGUCGGCUACAGAAAAGGCAAAGAAGAGCUUCACCACUACAGCACGCCGGCAGACAGGCCUGACAUCGUCAACGCCACCAACGCUGCUAAACUGGCCAGCGACGUUGCCUAUAGGAAUAACACCAAGCUGCCAGUUUACAGUGACGGCUGUCUUUUGGCCAGAACCGACAUCCAGCACGCUAAAGAUGUUUCAAAACUGGCCAGCCAGGUGAAGUAUAAGGAGAGUUUCGACAGGCACUUAAAGGGCCAGAGGCCUCGUUACAACCCGCUGGACUGUGUCUCCUUCAAACACACACAAGCUGCUGCUGCUCUGGCCAGUCAGGUGAAGUAUAAAACCAACCAGAACCAGAAACCAGAGGGUUCUUCAGACCUGCCGAACCUCCUGCAGCUGGAACACGUUCUGCACGCCAGUAAACUGCAGAGUAAUGUGGAGUAUAAGAAGAAGUACGAGCAGACCAAGGCUCAUUACCACAUACCUCUAGACACGGCUGAACAGCUCCACCACAAGGAGAACGCGGUGCUGCACAGCCAGGUGAAGUACAGAGAGGAGUAUGAGAGGAGCAAAGGUCGCUCUCAGAUGGAGUUUGGAGACACUCAGACGUACAAAGUGUCUAAAGAAGCACAGAAGAUGCAAAGUGAGGUAAAACUCUCUUCUCUCGGUCCUGUUUGUUAA